Molecule: messenger RNA, 2250 nt
Organism: Bipolaris victoriae FI3
Lineage: Eukaryota; Fungi; Ascomycota; Dothideomycetes; Pleosporales; Pleosporaceae
Exons: 1
Coding region: 1-2250 (749 amino acids)
Cellular component (GO): mitochondrion
Source: RefSeq, a predicted model, not a curated record
AUGCGACGCGCUCUCACCCAGGCCGGGACACUGCUGAACCAUGAAGCCUCAAUACCACUGUUCCUCUGUCCUGCCCUACUUAGAGCCCCCAUAACCACCACUCGCCGCGGUCCCUCCCGAGCCAGGUCGUCGACAAACUUUUCAACGUCAAGACCAAUAAAGGACCAAGUCCGCGCUGCUGUGCCUCCCACCGAAAACCAUGAUACAUCCCCACAGAAUCCACCAGUUUCAAGAUCACUGCCUCGAGCGUGCCCGGGAUGUGGUGCGCCCGCUCAGAUUUACGAACAAAAUGAAGCGGGGUAUUAUAACAUAGACAGGAAGGCAGUACGCGCAUAUCUCAAUCCAGUCCCAAAUACACCAAAAGAUACGGCGACACAAGAAGACCAUGUGUACGAAAAGGGACUCAGCAACGUCGAUCCCCAGUUGCUUGGAGAGUUGGGCAUUGCCAAAGAGGGAAAUCAAGUCCCCGACGACAAUGACCCACCACCAACACCAGUGUGCGACCGAUGCCACAGUCUCCUUCACCAUCGCCUAGGGUCGCCCAUCCACCAUCCGACCGUCGAUGCCAUACAACAGACCAUUGCUGAAUCACCGCACCGACGCAACCACAUCUACCAUGUCGUCGACGCUGCCGACUUCCCCCUCUCUAUUGUCCCAAACCUCCAGUCCUCCUUGCGCAUCCCCAAACUGCGUACACAAAACAGGCGAGCCAAACACAAGGGCUGGGUCGCCAAUGACCGUAUUGCAGAGGUCAGCUUCAUCAUCACAAGAGCCGAUCUCCUAGCGCCGAAGAAGGAGCAAGUCGAUGCGUUGAUGCCAUAUGUUCGAGAUGUGCUCCGCGAUGCCCUCGGUCGUCAAAAUGCGAAUGCGCGUCUAGGCAAUGUACGCCUCGUCAGUGCGAAGCGAGGAUGGUGGACCAAGCAGGUCAAAGAAGACAUAUGGGACCGCGGAGGCGCAGGCUGGAUGGUCGGCAAGGUCAAUGUGGGAAAAUCAAAUCUCUUCGAGGCUGUCUUUCCUAAAGGAAGGGGGGCGGACUAUCAAGAUGUGCGCAAGAUUCGGAGCGCAGCAGAACGAGAAGCAAUGCUUAGCAACGCAAAGACACUAGAUGAGCUCGUACAGGUCCAACGGCAACUCGCUGAAGAGGAUGCUGAGACGGAGCGCCUGAAAAACAAGCCACAGGAACAUCUUCACCAACCUCCAGAAGAACUUGAAGAGACGCCGGAAGAAGAAGAUGUUGAAGAUCCGGAUGCGCUCCUUCCCCCGCCCCAACCUUUCACACCCUAUCCCGUUCUACCGAUUGCCUCUUCGCUGCCUGGCACGACUGCAUCUCCGAUUCGCAUACCCUUUGGGCAGAACAGAGGUGAACUUAUUGACCUUCCGGGUCUUGCGCGCACAACUCCCGGGCUAGAGACUUUUGUCCAGCCUUCAGCACAUGACGACCUUGUAAUGAAGAGCCGUAUCAACUCGGAACGCUACACCCUCAAACCCGGUCAAUCUCUGAUACUCGGUGGAGGUCUGAUUCGAAUCACUCCCGUAACCCAGGACCUUGUCUUCCUCGUAUACCCCUUUGUGCCUAUUCACCCACACGUCACUCGCACCGAAAAGGCAGAAGAAUAUCAGGCCCAAACUUCCGAACGCCAACUCCAAACACCACCUAUUCUCGCCCCAAAUGUCGGUUCCAAAAUGCACUCUGCAGGCAAAUUUCAACUCAAAUGGGAUGUAACCAAGAAAAUCGCUGGCCCCGUCACCUCGCCCGUCGCGGGCAAAAUGAAGCCCGAAAACCUCCCCUUCAGAAUCUGGGGCACAGACAUCCUCAUCGAGGGCGUCGGCUGGGUCGAGGUCUCAGCGCAGAUGCGCAGGCCCCAGGGCUGGUCGCCCCCAGGUAUGAUCAAGAAAGAUCCAAAUCAAGCCCGACUCGACCGCCAAGCCCAACUCCAGGCCGAAGCCGACCGUAAACAGCGCAAAUUCGACGCCAUUGCGCGUGCAGAACGUGAGGGUAGAGAUCCCGAAGAAGUCCUUGAAGAAGAAUUCUACGAAGACAAGAAGAGGGAGCUGAUGGACCAGUGGGAAGAGGAUUAUCCCGAGGUCGAGGUUUUCUCCCCGCUGGGCAAGUUUGUGGGACAACGACGGCCCAUGUGUGCUAGUACUGUUAGUGGGCCAAAGCAGAUUUCUAGUAGAGAGAGGAAACAGCGGCCGAGACGGAGCAUGGUUAGUGUUAAGCGGCAGAGAAAGCCAAAGGGUACGGAUUGA